GUACCUGAUAAGAUGAAAAUGUGCGAAACUUGCCUAUAAAAAGAGAAUUAAACGAUAUCAUUUUCAAGCUCAAGAAAUCCCACAAUAUAGAUAUGAAGAUAUCACAUAUCCUGAGGACCUCUAAGCUAAAGCUGGUAUUCUCUUUUCUUCUUCUCUUGUCACUUGGAACGUCAAUUGUAGCUCAAGAAGUUGAGGAUGAAUCAGAAUUCAACUAUAUUCAAGGAGAUGAAAGGGGGCCGGAAAACUGGGGAAAUAUUAAACCAGAAUGGGCCACAUGUAACACCGGAAGAAAGCAGUCUCCCAUCAAUCUAUUUGCUCCGUUUCCAGAAAGAGUCCCUAACUAUGUGCGAAUUACAAGGUUAUAUCAGCCUGGCCAAACAACUAUCAAAAAUAGAGGCCACGAUAUAAAGCUUGAAUGGACGGAAGGAAGCAGCAGCAUUCAAAUCAAUGGCGUUGAUUAUAUCCUUCGCCAAUGCCACUGGCACUCUCCCUCAGAGCACGCAAUAAAUGGCAGAAGGUAUGCAUUGGAAGCGCACUUCGUACAUCAAAGCCUAGACAACAAGGUGGCAGUAAUUGGUUUUCUUUACCACUAUGGCAAUCCUGAUCCUUUCCUUUCUUCGAUAGAAGAUAAAAUAAGAUCGAUUUCAAACAAUGCAUCAACAGACGCUGGGGUAAUUAGUCCAUCACAAGUGCGGAUGGAAGGAUCGCAAUAUUACAGAUAUAGUGGGUCACUCACCACCCCUCCUUGUGAUGAAGGUGUCAUAUGGACAGUCGAAAAUAUGGUAAUUUCAACAACCCCGAUCUCCCAAUAUAUAUGUUGUUUCUGUCUAGAAAUUAAGGGUACUGAUUCCUUUGCUUAGGGAAUACCGGGUCAGAUUCGAAUGUCCUGAGUCCAAAGUCCGUACGCCGGAAUCCUGCAAAAGUAAUGGUUAGACUGCCCCGGGGGUUGUUCCGGGAUCGCCUCUCCGACGCUCAAGUCAGUGAUCAAGCUUAGAGAGAUAAAGUCUAGAGAGAGAUGCUCUGGUUUGUUAGGUAGGAAUUCAAUACUUUCUCAUUGAUGAGGGGGUUGAGUAUUUAUAGUGCUUGGGAUAUCCCAACUGUAAGCCAGCUGGAGGGCACUGACAGCUGGGAGGCACUAUCACAGGUGGGGCCCUUUGGAGGUUUGAGGCUCUAUUGGGUUUAAUUGUCUCUGGCUGGCUUAGCCCAGGAAGCUGGCUUAGCCCAGGAAAUAA
Beta vulgaris subsp. vulgaris (sugar beet) is the source of this 1232-nucleotide messenger RNA. Its product is annotated as alpha carbonic anhydrase 7-like. Lineage: Eukaryota; Viridiplantae; Streptophyta; Magnoliopsida; Caryophyllales; Amaranthaceae. The coding region runs from base 93 to 860 and encodes 255 amino acids. Gene Ontology annotation, molecular function: zinc ion binding; carbonate dehydratase activity. The record is from RefSeq and is a predicted model, not a curated record. The transcript is spliced from 5 exons.